AUAACGUCUACAAGAAAUGUCUUGCAAACGGGACAUGGGCGCUGAAGGGGAACUAUUCCAUGUGUAAGGCCAUACUUCACGAGGAGAAAAAAGGCAAGAUGCACUACCAGAUAGCUGUGAUCAUCAACUUCCUGGGUCACUGCAUCUCCAUGGUGGCUCUGCUGGUAGCCUUCUUCCUCUUCUUGGGUCUGAGGAGCAUCCGCUGCCUGAGAAACAUCAUCCACUGGAACCUCAUCACCGCCUUCAUCCUGAGGAACGCCACAUGGUUUAUCGUCCAAAUGACCAUGAGUCCCGCAGUGCACGAAAGUAACGUGAUUUGGUGCCGCCUCGUCACAGCCUCCUUCAACUAUUUCCACUCCACCAACUUCUUCUGGAUGUUUGGCGAAGGCUGCUACCUCCACACCGCCAUCGUACUCACCUACUCCACCGACAAGCUGCGCAAGUGGAUGUUCAUCUGCAUCGGCUGGUGUAUACCCUUCCCUAUAAUUGUGGCAUGGGCGAUUGGGAAGCUGUACUACGACAAUGAAAAGUGCUGGUUUGGAAAGCGAGCUGGCGUUUACACGGACUACAUCUACCAAGGUCCCAUGAUCCUUGUCUUAGUG
This is a messenger RNA of Notothenia coriiceps (black rockcod), 602 nucleotides long. RefSeq names its product corticotropin-releasing factor receptor 1-like. Lineage: Eukaryota; Metazoa; Chordata; Actinopteri; Perciformes; Nototheniidae. Gene Ontology annotation, cellular component: plasma membrane; neuron projection. The transcript is spliced from 6 exons. Gene Ontology annotation, molecular function: corticotropin-releasing hormone receptor activity; corticotropin-releasing hormone binding; G protein-coupled peptide receptor activity. The record is from RefSeq and is a predicted model, not a curated record. The annotation marks the transcript as partial. Gene Ontology annotation, biological process: cell surface receptor signaling pathway; adenylate cyclase-activating G protein-coupled receptor signaling pathway.